This is a messenger RNA of Cicer arietinum (chickpea), 1221 nucleotides long. RefSeq names its product transmembrane ascorbate ferrireductase 1. The record is from RefSeq and is a predicted model, not a curated record. Lineage: Eukaryota; Viridiplantae; Streptophyta; Magnoliopsida; Fabales; Fabaceae. Gene Ontology annotation, molecular function: oxidoreductase activity.
UAUUUAUAGGUAGUCGUGGAAGAAGCUAAAAGAGUGGUAAGAGAAAGACCGACGUGGCGAGCAUGUAGGUAAAGAGAAGAAAGAUUUCGAUAGAGAUCGUACGGUGGGAAGGUAAUUAGAUGCAGAGAGCGUGCAUAGCAUACGAAUACGAUGAGUUGUUGUGUGCUUUUCUUUUAACUAACUACCCCCACUCUCAGAAUCAAUCUAGUCUCAAGUCUCACAGACAUAAAAACAAACACAAACGCUAACCGUGCAUAGCAUACGAAUACAAGAAGAUGGCGUUGGCUGUUCCUGCUGUUCCUUUCACGUACGGUGUUCACCUUCUUGGUCUUGUCGCCAUCGUAUUAGUGUUGCUUUGGAACUUACAUUUCAGGGGUGGUUUGGCUUGGAAUUCUUCCAACAAGGCUCUCAUCUUCAAUCUUCAUCCUGUUCUUAUGCUUAUUGGCUUAAUAAUAUUUGGAGGUGAAGCCAUUAUAAGUUACAAAUCUCUUCCCUUGAAGAAGGAAGUAAAGAAAUUGAUACACCUUAUUCUCCACGCCAUUGCAUUAAUACUUGGAAUAGUUGGAAUUUCCGCUGCGUUCAAGAAUCACAAUGAAAGUGGGAUUGCCAAUUUGUACAGCUUGCAUUCAUGGCUUGGAAUUGGAGUUAUUAGCCUUUAUGGCGUUCAGUGGAUAUUUGGGUUUGUGGUAUUUUUCUACCCUGGUGGAACUUCAUCCAUUAGACGUGAGUCACUUCCUUGGCAUGUAUUAAUUGGGCUGUUUGUGUAUAUUUUGGCUAUUGGCACAGCUUCUCUUGGGUUUCUAGAGAAGCUCACAUUCCUGGAGAACUCAGGAUUGGCAAAAUAUGGUUCUGAGGCUCUACUUGUCAACUUCACUGCUUUGAUUACUAUCUUAUUUGGUACCUUUGUUGUGUUAUCUGCCAUUUCUGAAGCUCCUGCAGCUGCAGAGGAUUAUGCACCCAUAUAGAUUUCUCUUAUUGGCAUCAUGUUUUUAUAUGUAUUAAUUAAUUAAUUAACUAAUUAAUUAAUGUCAUAUCUGCUAUUAAUUUGCAGUAGGCAGAACAAGGGAAUACUACUUGUUUAUAUAUAUAUGGUUGGGCACAGCUUGUAAUUUAUUGUUAAUUAUAUCCACGAAACAUGAAAUUAUACAUUGAUUUGGAUCGGUAUAAUUUACUGUCUGUUUGUGUAAAGUUAAAAAAAGUGAUUUCUAAACUGACAUUAAA